AUGGAAGGCCAGAAUAUCUACUGCUUCGAUUACGUGGCCACGCACUCAGCACUGCCUCGACAUCGCACCUGUUGUCCCUUUAUGCAGCGGACACUGUAUCGUAUCAUUCGGAACAUUGCGCGUCUGGAUUUGGGUUUCAGCUGCCCCUCGGGCAACACGCCUCAACCUCCGGCUUCCAGAAAGAAGCGCAAAGGCGAAUCAACGUGGAAAUCGUUUCUGCAUGUGCGAGGAACAUCGGGCACUGCUGAUGAGGCAACCGACUCCAAACAGGGCUCAGUUGACAGUGACGACGAAUCAGCCCUCUACCUUCCUGCCGCCUUCAGUCAACCGUUUCCGCAGGAAGCAUGCGAACCGGAUGAUGAGGGACUUAACGGACCUCUGACUGAAGAUGUCGUGGCUCUGGCUCAAGAACUCGAUGCAGGCAAACAGGAGUGCGAGUUAGCGCUGGCCGGAGCACCCGAAAAUGUCUGUUUGAAGACAAAACGGGGCAAGCUGAGACGACAAAAAAUGCGGGAAUUCAAUUUGCCGUCAGAGUUAAAUGAAGUGUCGUUUACGUGA
Molecule: messenger RNA, 558 nt
Organism: Dibothriocephalus latus
Lineage: Eukaryota; Metazoa; Platyhelminthes; Cestoda; Diphyllobothriidea; Diphyllobothriidae
Source: the annotation of a GenBank genome assembly